AUGUCUUGGCUCUUCGGCUAUUCGAGACCCCAGGCGUCGGACUUAAAGGGUGAAGGUGCCAUGCCUGCACCUCCUGCCCCGCCACCUCCUAAAAAGGAUGACAAAAGGAGUCUUGAAGAAGCCAUUUCAGGGUUUAGGUUUGACUCAGCAGCUCUAGAAAGAGCGGCUAAAGCCGCUCGAGAACUGGAGAGUUCAAAAUAUGCCAAAGAGGCGUUUGAAUUGUCCCAUAUGAACGAACAUACUCGGCAGUUAGAGUAUCAAUCUAAACUGAAGGAGUAUGAGCUCGGUAUUGAACAAAUGAAAGGGCAGCAAAUACGCAUACAGCAGGAAGAACGGCGAAAAACAUUGGAUGAAGAGGCGAAAAUCCAAAAACAUCGUGUUGAGUACCAGGAUAUGCUUGCGAGGAAGCGUCAGGAUGAUCAGAUGGCUCAACAGACACGUAUGCAUGAGGAAACACUGAGGAAGCAGGAGGAAUCUGUCCAAAAGCAGGAAACAAUGAGACGACAAACUAUUGAGUACGAGGCGAAUUUACGGCACCAGAAUGAGCUUAAGCAAAUUGAAGCUCGGCUUCGGGGUGAAGCCAAAAUUGAACGUGAGAAUCGUGACAUAAGACUGGAGAGGUCUCGUGUUGAAGCGAGAGAACAUCGGGAGACUAUUUUGCAAUCAAUACAAACCGCGGGUUCUGUAAUUGGUGCUGGUCUCAAUGCUUUCUUGGCUGAUCGAUUCAAAGUUGUGACGGCUGUCGGCGCUGCGACUGUUUUGGCUGGUGGUGUUUAUGCCGCCAAGUUUGGAAUGGGCACCUUAGCCCGGUACGUAGAAUCUCGAAUUGGCAAGCCCUCACUGGUGCGAGAAACAUCUAGGCUAAACGUUGUGGAUAUGAUUCGACAUCCAAUUCAGGCUUUCAGAAAGGCGUUCAAUCGCCCUGGCGAUCCUCUAAAAAAUAUAAUACUUGAACCUAGUCUUGAAGCGCAUUUGCGAAAAGUAGCUGUAGCAACGCGGCAUACGAAGGCAAAUGGGGGUUUCUAUAGGAAUGUCCUUAUGGCUGGUCCCCCUGGUACUGGUAAAACUAUGAUGGCUAAGAGUUUGGCACUCCAUUCGGGUUUGGAUUAUGCUAUCAUGACUGGUGGUGAUAUUGCGCCCUUGGGGAGUGAUGGCGUAACUGCGAUUCACAAGGUGUUCAAUUGGGCCAAAACUAGUCGUAAAGGUGUUCUGUUAUUCGUCGAUGAAGCUGACGCCUUUCUGCGAAAGCGCGAACAGGAGCGAAUCUCUGAGGGAAUGCGCGCAACCCUGAACGCCUUCCUUUACCGAACUGGUGAACAAUCCCAAAAAUUCAUGCUGGUUCUGGCAAGCAACCAGCCGGAGCAAUUUGACUGGGCCAUCAACGAUCGAAUGGACGAGAUUGUCUAUUUCGACCUGCCGAAGCAGCGGGAGAGAGAGCGGAUGAUUCGACAGUACUUCGAUCUCUACCUCCUCCAGCCCUCAUUGGACAAGAAGCAGCGCAUCCACCUCGCCGACAACAUUGACUACGCAGCGAAAUGCAAGGAGGUGGCGGCCCGAACUGAGGGCCUCUCCGGUCGUGAGCUUUCCAAGAUCACCAUUGCCUGGCAGACGGCGGCGUUUUCAAGUAAGGAUGGUACCCUAAGCGAGGAGAUGAUGGACAGCGUCGUGGAAAAUGCGGUGGCCGCGAACAAGAAAAAACAGGAGUGGCGGCAGCACCACCUUCCUGACUAUCAGAUGGAACAUCCGCGGCCCCUAACUGUGGGCCAGUGCAGUCCACCGCCCGCCACCUGUAGAUGUACUUGGUCGACCAGCGCCUCCCUACCGCCUUGUCCAUAUGCCCAUUUCAACCCUACGUCAAUAUAUCGUGCGUGUUCACGCCAAUGCCAUGGUCUCUCAGGUUGGGUAUGA
Messenger RNA from Echinococcus granulosus, 1908 nucleotides. RefSeq names its product ATPase family AAA domain-containing protein 3-B. Gene Ontology annotation, cellular component: mitochondrion. NCBI's taxonomy places the organism in Eukaryota, Metazoa, Platyhelminthes, Cestoda, Cyclophyllidea, Taeniidae. Gene Ontology annotation, molecular function: ATP binding; ATP hydrolysis activity; zinc ion binding. The transcript is spliced from 11 exons. The record is from RefSeq and is a predicted model, not a curated record. Bases 1 to 1908 code for a protein of 635 amino acids. Gene Ontology annotation, biological process: mitochondrion organization.